Molecule: messenger RNA, 486 nt
Organism: Eremothecium sinecaudum
Lineage: Eukaryota; Fungi; Ascomycota; Saccharomycetes; Saccharomycetales; Saccharomycetaceae
Gene: GTF1
Product: glutamyl-tRNA(Gln) amidotransferase subunit F
Exons: 1
Coding region: 1-486 (161 amino acids)
Biological process (GO): glutaminyl-tRNAGln biosynthesis via transamidation
Cellular component (GO): glutamyl-tRNA(Gln) amidotransferase complex; mitochondrion
Molecular function (GO): glutaminyl-tRNA synthase (glutamine-hydrolyzing) activity
Source: RefSeq, a predicted model, not a curated record
AUGCUGAAAUGCAAUAUGUCAUUAAUACGCCAAUAUAGCAGCUCAGUGGGUCGGAAAUUUGCUAAUAAAACUGAUGUAGUGGAAUUCUUUUCAAAAUCUACAUGGAAAAGCGAAGACUAUUUACCAAAAGAUGGUCAAAAGCUUCAGCUACCCACUGAAAAGGAGGUUAAAAAGCUUUUAAGGAUAUCUGGUCUUCCUAGUGACAAUUGGAAAAAAGCCCAGCAAAAGUUGGCUAACCAGUUGUCGUUUAUUAAUCAUUUGCAAGAAGUAGAAGUUGAUAAUACAAUUGAUCCAACACAUGCCCGGAUCUUGCCUCGCACGGUGAAACCUUUAUCUCAUACAGAAUUACAGGAUUUUGCAGAAAAACAGCCUAAGGAUGCCAGUUUGGGUGAAAUAAGUGGCUCAUUUGACGGUUCAAAACUGUCAACGAUAUCUGAAGAUGGGUACUUCGUUAUUAGGGAAGGAUUAUUAAAUGAUCGGAAAUAG